Molecule: messenger RNA, 733 nt
Organism: Rhodamnia argentea
Lineage: Eukaryota; Viridiplantae; Streptophyta; Magnoliopsida; Myrtales; Myrtaceae
Exons: 3
Coding region: 26-556 (176 amino acids)
Source: RefSeq, a predicted model, not a curated record
UGAGGAGGCAAAGCGCAAGAAGAAGAUGAAGUGGACGAUCGGCAUCAUCGCCUUCGUCAUCUUCCAGGUAGUCCAGGCGCUCUUCUUUGUCCUCGUUAUCAUGAAGUUCAAGUCCCCAAAGUUCAGGGUGAGCGAGUUCGACAUCCAGUCCCUGACCGCCGGGACUCAAGCCUCACCCUCGUUCGACAUGACCUUCGUCGCCCCGAUCCGUAUCAAGAACACCAACUGGGGUCCCUUCAAGUACGGUGCUUCUACCGUCAACUUCACCUAUGGAGGUGUCCAAGUGGGACAAGCGAUCAUUCCCAAGAGCAAGGCCAACUUCAAGUCUACCAAGAAGAUCGACGCCACCGUGACCUUGAACUCCGUGAACCUGCCUAGUGAUUCGACACUCGGGAGUGAGUUGAGCUCGGGAGUCAUCACGUUGAACAGCCAAGGCGAGCUCAAGGGGAAGGUGACGGUUAUGUUCAUGUUCAAGAAGAACAAGACCUCGCAAAUGAACUGCACUAUGGCCAUUGAUGUAUCCACAAAGGCACUGAAGUCCUUGUCAUGCAGAUAGAGAGUUGAGAGGGUGAUCUCUUGUAUUAGAUUGUUUGUGUGGCCUGCUUAUUUGUUUGCCUCGAAUUCUUUUUGAACUAUGUGUCCUAUCAUUAUUCAUUGGCUUCCGGUCGUGUUGUGUGUAUACUUAGAAUUUGUACAUUUUCUAUUGUAAUUGGAAUGGAGGAUUUUUUUGCUU